Messenger RNA from Chrysoperla carnea, 2052 nucleotides. RefSeq names its product ankyrin-3-like. Gene Ontology annotation, molecular function: protein binding. Gene Ontology annotation, cellular component: cytoplasm. NCBI's taxonomy places the organism in Eukaryota, Metazoa, Arthropoda, Insecta, Neuroptera, Chrysopidae. The transcript has 2 exons. The record is from RefSeq and is a predicted model, not a curated record. The coding region runs from base 1 to 2052 and encodes 683 amino acids.
AUGCGCCGUGGACUGGUUAAAAGAGAGAGUAAUGGCUAUAAACCACUGCACUUUGCUGUUGCAGAAGGUAAUAAAGAAGUUGUCACGUUAAUUUUAAGUAAAGGUGCUUAUGUUGACGCUAAAGCGGCAGAUAAUAUAGCUCCUCUUCAUAUUGCUGCUGAGGAAGCACACUACCGUAUUGCCGAAGAUCUUCUAGACUAUGGUGCUUGUAUUAACUCUUUAACAUUGAAAGAAGAGUAUACACCACUACAUUUUGCUUGUGAGAGUCCUGAAAAUGGUAAUACAGAAACUGUGAAAUUAUUCUUGAAUAGAGGUGCUGAUAUUAGUCUUAGCACUAAAGGUAAUUUAACACCACUUCACAUUGCUAUAAAUAAAAAUCGUGCACAAAUCGUAAGACUGUUCUUACAACAUGGAGUUGAAAUUAAUAAUCUGGAUAAAGAAGGUAAAACCAUACUAAAUCUUGCUGUUGAAGCAGGAAAUUUAAAGAUUGUUGAAGAUGUUUUAAAAUAUUUUCCUGAUAUUAACAAUGAAAGUAACAGAAAUUCUUUUAAAACUGCAAUACAAUGCCAAGAAGGAGAGUACAAGGAGAUUGUUAAGGCUCUUUUAGAUUAUGGUUUUACUAUUAGCCCUGAAGAUGCAUCUAAUCCAAAGUUAUUAUUUGUUGCUGUUGAACAGGGAUAUUUGAAAGUUGCUGAAGACCUAUUGAACUAUGGUGCUGAUGUGAAUAUUUUACACAAUCCAGUUGGUGAAGAAGGACUUAGACCUUUACAUUUUGCAGUCAAAUAUAGACAGGAAGAAGCAGCUAAAUUAUUAAUAAGCUAUGGAGCUGCUGUAAAUGGUAAAACUACAAUCGGAAAAACUCCAAUAUUUUUUGCUAUAAAUAAUAAUGAUUUAAAAAUUACCGAGCUACUUAUAAGUAAUAAAGCUAAAGUAAAAAAUCCUGAGCUACUGAUUAUUGCUGUUAUGAAAGGGUGCAAAGAAAUCGUUGAAACUCUUUUGCAACAUGAUGUUCGUAUAAAUGCUAGGGAUCAACAUGGAAGAUCAGUAUUGCAUUUUACUACUCUGAGUGAAGAAAGUGAAAUUGAGGAUCUUAAUUAUAUGAAUAUUAAAGGAGAAAUUGCUGAACUGCUUCUAAGUAAAGGUGCUAAUGUAAACGCUCAAGCUAAAGAUGGCGCAACAACACUUCACUAUGCUGCUAAAAAAGGAUAUGCAAAAGUUGUUGAAGUUCUUUUGAAAUAUAAUGCCAACGUUAACUCCGAAAUUGUACGUAACUGUGUUACACCAUUGCACUUGGCUGUAGCUAAUGGCAAUAUGAAAAUUAUUGAGAUGCUCUUGAUAUUUGGAGCUGAUAUUAACUCUACAGAUGAGUUUGAUAGAACAGCACUUCAAUACGCCUGUCAAAACGGACUAAAUGCAGAAGUUGUUGGAACUCUCCUGGAUUAUGGUUCUGAUAUUUAUUUGACGUGUAUAUCAAUGCAUAAAGCUCUUGAUUAUAUCAUGACUAGAUACCGCUCAUUCUCUCGACGCAACCCUCAUGCUUAUAUUCGUCCGGUAAAGAAAAUUCUUGAAGUUUUUAAACGUUACAUAGUUAAAAUGAAAACCGCAAAUUUAUUAGAUAUCAGUGAAAGUUAUAAUAGAAAACUUAAUAAUAUUAAUAAAGAAGAUUAUCAGGAUAAAUGUGAGAAAGAAAUAGUAAGAAUGAAAGCAGAAAAGAUUAAUAAUACUAAAAUUUCAUUUUAUGAUAUAUUGGUAAAAGAUAUAAGCUCAUUAGCAUCAUGGCGUAGCUAUGGAACUGCUAAAAGACGAAUGUUGCCACUAAUCCUGAGUUUGGCUUCGACUGUUCACAAAAUGCAAGGUUGUACAGUUGAUCAUGCAGUCAUUUAUCUAGGCUCACGACUGUUUGCUGCUGGACAAGCUUAUGUGGCACUUAGUCGUGUAAGAACCUUAGACGGUAUUCGCAUUGAAGAACUUGAUUGCUCUAAGUUAACAGGAAAAACCCCGUGCAAUAGUGAUGCUUUAAAUGAGAUGAAUAGAUUACGAAACGAUUCGUAA